This is a messenger RNA of Candidula unifasciata, 508 nucleotides long. Lineage: Eukaryota; Metazoa; Mollusca; Gastropoda; Stylommatophora; Geomitridae. The record is from the annotation of a GenBank genome assembly.
CAUGCAUUUUGUAAUUUAUUUUUUAGGCUGUGAUGCCAGAAUUGACCUGGUGAUUGUCCUAGAUGCUUCAACAAGUGUCACUGAACCCAACUUUCUUCUGAUGAAAAACUUUGUCAAAGACUUCCUACAAGAUGCAGACAUUGAUGGUGGUAAUGUGAGGGUUGGUGUGAUCAUAUACAGCACAGAAGACUAUGUCCAGUUCCACUUGAACACUUACAGAACCAGUGCUGAGGUGUACAGAGCCAUUGAUGAAAUCCCAUAUCGUCAUGGUAGCACCAACACAGCAGAUGCCUUGAGGACCAUGAGAUCACAGAUGUUUACACAGAGUAAUGGAGAUCGUCCAGAUGUGAAGAAUAUUGGCAUUGUUGUCACUGAUGGUGUGUCCAACAUCAACUCCAGGAGGACAGUUCCUGAGGCAGAACAAGCCCAAGCUGAUGGCAUUCGCAUCUAUGCCAUUGGUAUUGGUCUGUCAGAUACCAGAGAGUUAGAUGGUAUAGCUAGCAAACCA